Lathyrus oleraceus (garden pea) is the source of this 1126-nucleotide messenger RNA. RefSeq lists its product as uncharacterized. The record is from RefSeq and is a predicted model, not a curated record. NCBI's taxonomy places the organism in Eukaryota, Viridiplantae, Streptophyta, Magnoliopsida, Fabales, Fabaceae. The transcript is spliced from 5 exons. Bases 117 to 896 code for a protein of 259 amino acids.
GUAGCAAAAUCCGUAGAAAACCGUCUGUUUUAACUUUUUGUUUGUUUAGUUGAAAUCCGUUGAAUGGUAGCAGCAACUACCAAGAAAAGAAAACAGUUGUAGCAUUUACGAAAACAAUGGAGGAAGUUGUGGAAAUAGAAAGCUUAGAGAAGAGUUUAUUGGAAGACAAUGACGGAAACGAAGAAGAAUCAGUGUUAUAUGAAGCAUCGUUUAAAGAAAUGGAGGAGAAUUUCGUCAAGUACCAAACGGUACAGUGGGUACUUUACUCAUUGUUACUGAUAUUAGCUUGGGGAAUUGGGUUACUCAUGUUGCUUUAUAUACCGAUCAGAAGGUUUAUACUUAGAAAGGAUAUUCGUUCUAGAAGCCUUUACCUUACUCCAAAUGCCAUUGUUUAUAAGGUCACAAGGCCGGUACCGUUUCCAUGUUUUGGGGUGCUGCAUAAAGAGAAGCAUGUUCUACUGCAUUCCGUGGCUGAUAUCGUGGUUGAACAAGGGUACUUGCAAUCUCUGUUUGGUGUAUACUCUGUUAGAAUUGAAAAUGUUGGAGUUAGAAGGCCACCCAGCGACGAUGUUAAAAUCCUCGGCAUUGCAAAUCCUAACGAUUUCAGGAAGGUAUUUUACUGUCUCAUCAAAUUGUGUGUUUGUGCGCACGUUUCUUUUAUUUCUUCUUUCACUUUGAAAUGUUUUCAGGCUGUCAUGAUGCGUCUAUCAAACAUAAGAAAUGAGAUAGUUUCAAGACAAUCGUCUACAUUAGAAGAUUCUUCGCAUUGGAUGUCUUUGAGAUACGAUUCGACUCAUUCUAGGGAGCUGCUGCUACUGCAAAAACUAGAGGAAGUUGGAAGCUCUGUCAAGCGAAUGCAGACAUUAUUUGAGGAGCAACAAUCUCAAACAAGUUGAUAUCCCAUGCAACAUAGCUAGCUAGUCAUUGUUAGUUUGUGUCUUUUAGGGUUCAAUCAAGUUUUGUUUUUUUAAUGAAAAUAUUGUAAUGCUGCUUGAACAUGCCUAUAAUGCCAUGAAUGUAAUCUUAAUUUGGUGUUAGUGCUGGCAGUUUCUUUAAUAUAGUUAUUCGUCUCCUGACUCUUGGCCUAAAUAAAGUUCUAGGAUCAAUUAAUUUCAGUUUUUUUAAA